Pisolithus orientalis is the source of this 603-nucleotide messenger RNA. RefSeq lists its product as uncharacterized. The transcript is spliced from 4 exons. The coding region runs from base 1 to 603 and encodes 200 amino acids. NCBI's taxonomy places the organism in Eukaryota, Fungi, Basidiomycota, Agaricomycetes, Boletales, Pisolithaceae. The record is from RefSeq and is a predicted model, not a curated record.
AUGACCAGGGGGCUGAACCAAGGUAGUUUCAUGUGGGGAAUAUCCAAGCAGAAUACACACAUAGAGCAACUCUGGCAUGAAGUUGAUAUCAGGGCAGACUGUGCCUCAUUUUGUGAGGAGUGGAAUGCUCACCCAAUCUCAGGUGAAGGUCAUGACCAGAGCCCAAAUGUGAGUGCACUAGAGCAUGGAAUAUAUCUCCAGAAUGACAUACAACUCCACCCCAAUGUCAUUUCUCACUACUAUGGCCUGCAACACCAAGGCAAUGGUUCUACCCCAGGCCAUCUGGCUGAACAGGAUGAUGAAUGGGAGGAUGUGGUAGAGGACAGUGAUGCUGCUACCCAGAAUUCUGAUCUUCCUUCUAUGAUUGCAGCUGAUCAAGCACCUGAAUUUGCCAAUGAUGGUGCCCCAGUUCCCAAAGGAAUCAGCCCAUUUCCCUCACCUGCAUGGCAAGAAGUGUUUCAUCUGUCCAUGCAACAAGUACAGGAAAUCAGACAUAUUCCAAUUGGAUAUGGGAUCAGGGAAGAGGAGUGGGAUGGGGAAGGCUAUCCAGAGUUGGAGGACCAUUCCCUCAGGAUGCCAUGGCCAAAAGGAAAUUAUAGUUGA